AUGCCUACCCACUUAAGCAAAACCCGCAAGCACCGCGGUCACGUCUCCGCCGGACACGGUCGUGUAGGAAAGCAUCGCAAGCAUCCCGGUGGACGAGGUCUGGCUGGUGGACAACAUCACCACAGAACAAACAUGGACAAGUACCAUCCUGGUUACUUUGGAAAGGUCGGAAUGCGGUAUUUCCACAAGCAGGGCAACCACUUCUGGAAGCCUGUUAUCAACCUUGAUAAGCUCUGGUCCCUUGUCCCCGCCGAGAAGCGCGACGAAUACCUCGUCGGCAAGAAGACCGACACCGUUCCCGUUCUCGACCUCCUCCCCCUCGGCUACUCGAAAGUUCUCGGCAAGGGCCGAAUCCCUGAAGUCCCAUUGGUAGUGCGCGCGAGAUGGUUCAGCAAGGAGGCGGAGCGAAAGAUCACUGAGGCUGGCGGUGUUGUUGAAUUGGUUGCAUGA
This is a messenger RNA of Lachnellula hyalina, 450 nucleotides long. It is a transcript of the gene RL27A, whose product is annotated as 60S ribosomal protein. The record is from RefSeq and is a predicted model, not a curated record. Gene Ontology annotation, cellular component: ribosome; cytosolic large ribosomal subunit. The coding region runs from base 1 to 450 and encodes 149 amino acids. Lineage: Eukaryota; Fungi; Ascomycota; Leotiomycetes; Helotiales; Lachnaceae. Gene Ontology annotation, biological process: translation. The transcript has 3 exons. Gene Ontology annotation, molecular function: structural constituent of ribosome.